CAGGUAGGGAGCAACGGGGAGAAUAGCAGGCAGGGAUCUGGGGAGCAGGCAGGGAGCGGGAGGGUGCAGACGGGGGGGCCGGGGGGCGGGCGAGUGAGCAGGGCCGCCCCCGGCCCCACGUGGCUCGGGGGACACGCGGGUUUAUAAAGCGUCCCCGGCCCGCGCGGGUGCGGGAGGCGGCGGCGGCRGCAGCGGGCAGGAGCGGGGMUCGAACCCGCGGCACUCGGGUGCGCCCGGCUGUUCCAGCGGGGCCACGGCCGCCCGCGGGCCAUGGAUGUGACCAUGGAUGUGACCAUGGAUGUGMCCGUGGAUGUGCCCGUGGAACUGAUCUCGGUGCUGCCCACGGCCACUGCCACUCCCUGGAGCAACGGCACCGCCUGGGCCCCCUUGCCCGGACACGGGGUCAACGACACGGGCCCGCAGCGGGCCAAGAACGCCACAUCCAUCCUCAUCGCCAUCGUCAUCACUGCACUCUACUCCGUGGUGUGCGUGGUGGGGCUGCUGGGCAACGUCCUGGUCAUGUACGGCAUCGUCAGGUACACUAAGAUGAAGACAGCCACCAACAUCUACAUCUUCAACCUGGCGCUGGCCGACGCACUGGCCACCAGCACACUGCCCUUCCAGAGUGCCAAGUACCUCAUGGAGACCUGGCCCUUUGGGGAGCUGCUCUGCAAGGUUGUGCUCUCCAUUGACUACUACAACAUGUUCACCAGCAUCUUCACCCUCACCAUGAUGAGUGUGGACCGCUACAUCGCCGUGUGCCACCCAGUCAAGGCCCUGGACUUCCGCACGCCAGCCAAAGCCAAGAUCAUCAAUGUCUGUAUCUGGGUGCUCUCCUCCCUCAUUGGGGUGCCCAUCAUGGUCAUGGCAGUCACCAAGUCAAAAGAUGGGAUGGUCCUGUGCACACUCCAGUUUCCUGAUCCUCCCAUCUACUGGGAUACUGUGACCAAGAUCUGUGUCUUCAUCUUUGCCUUCCUGGUCCCCAUUUUGGUCAUCACCAUUUGCUACGGGCUGAUGAUCCUCCGCCUGAAGAGCGUCCGGCUCCUCUCAGGCUCGAAGGAGAAGGACCGCAAUCUGCGGCGCAUCACGCGCAUGGUGCUGGUGGUGGUGGCAGCCUUCAUCAUCUGCUGGACACCCAUCCAUAUCUUUGUCAUUGUCUGGACACUGGUGGACAUAGACAAGAAGAACCCCUAUGUGGUGGCCAGCCUGCACUUCUGCAUUGCCCUGGGCUACACCAACAGCAGCCUCAACCCCGUCCUCUAUGCUUUCCUGGAUGAAAACUUCAAGAGGUGCUUCCGAGAGUUCUGCCUGCCUUUCCGAGCCCGGGUGGACCAGAACAGCUUCUCCCGUGGCAGGAACACCACGCGGGAGCACGUCUCCACAUGCACCCCUUCUGAAGCCCGCAACAAGCCGGCAUGACUAGACGUGGGCAGCCCCCAGCGGGGCUGCCGGGGACACAGAGGAGAUGAGCUGCGCUCAGAAGUCACCCAGGUCACCACCACAGAAUUUUAGCAGAAUGGUAGCCUGGGUGCUGCUUGGUAACACUGCUGGGUUUGCAUACAGACUGACUGCAAAGACUUUUUUCAUCCUGGAAAAGAAUGGGAGAAUUGGGACUCAUCGAAUAAUGUGGGGAGAAGCCCAGAACAAGAGGCAACUUGGGCAAAACUGCUCUGCUGCUGCCACCACCUCAACCAGCAACAUCCAGCAAGGGCUGUCACCCUCCAACAUGUGGCUCUUGGCAGAGUCCCGGGCACUAGGACUGCCAUGUCCACAUGCUUCUCCUCCUGCAUGGGCCAGGAUUCCAUCACAGCCUGUGGCAAGAGCGGAAACGCUCCCAUGGCAGAAGUGAACUAUGCCAGGAGGUGAUCAAAGGAUCACAGAAUCAUUCAGGUUGGAAAAACCCUYCAAGAUCAAGUUCAGCUGUUUUCCCAGCACUGCCAAAGCCAUCAGUAGCCUAUGUCCCCAGGUGCCACAACCACACAGCUUUUACAUCCCUCCAGUGAUGGUGACUCCACCACUCCCCUGGGCAGUUGUGCCAGGGCCUGAGAACCCUGUCAGUGACAAAACAUUCCCUAAUAUCCAACCUAAUCCUCCCCUGGAAUGACUUGAGACCACUGCCUCUGCCGCAUCAUGGUUCUUCAUUCUAUCCCCGUUUGAGAUGGGAGGAGAAAAUUAUGCCACUUCAGAGACACUGUUUUCAAAAAGCUCCAGAUCUAUAGUAAAAAUUCUCCUGGAGUCUUUCAAAUUGGGACUGCUCCCAGAGAAAACUUUCUACUGUUAAUGUCAUUACUGUGUUAUUUGGAGAUCUCUGACUGCAGCUAAGGCUGCCCAGGACAUGGAUGUGAUGCUGGGAAUAUGGAUAUGGCCAGGGGAUGGAGCAGGGUAUGUCUGAAGUUGACCUCAUAUCCACAUGCCAAUGCUCAAUUCCCCAUGUCCAGCAUCCAUCGGGGUGACAGGGAACUGAUGAAGUCAUUAAGUGCUGGAGUCAUUAAGCCCAAGAAGAACCUUAUUAAGGGAGUAAUUUGUGGGAACUCGAGUUGUUUCUCRCAGUGCUAAAGUAAUCAGGAUGGAAUAACAGGCAGCACCAAAAGCUCUCCCUCUCCUGCCCAUCAGGAGAAGCAUGAGCAACAGCACUGCCCAGAUUUCCAUAAGAGAGACAAAAAAGAAUGGAAUGGGGU
Molecule: messenger RNA, 2678 nt
Organism: Malurus melanocephalus (red-backed fairy wren)
Lineage: Eukaryota; Metazoa; Chordata; Aves; Passeriformes; Maluridae
Gene: OPRD1
Product: opioid receptor delta 1
Exons: 3
Coding region: 271-1419 (382 amino acids)
Biological process (GO): neuropeptide signaling pathway; G protein-coupled opioid receptor signaling pathway
Cellular component (GO): membrane; neuron projection
Molecular function (GO): neuropeptide binding; G protein-coupled enkephalin receptor activity
Source: RefSeq, a predicted model, not a curated record